AUGGCAUUACCACAAUCUUUGAGAACCUCCGUGACUCCACUAGAGCUUGAGCUCAUCGCCUCCGAGCACCUCGUCGAGAUCGUCCCCUUGAUCACAAUGGAAAAAACAGCUUUCAUUUCGGGCGCAUAUGGGCCACUACGACCGCCAGCAAAAUGUCGCAUACCGCUUUGGAUGGCCACCAAUCUGAAGCUGAAGAAGAAAUGUCAUAUCGUACCCCCAGAAUGGCUCAGUGUAGGUUUGUAUUUUUUGCACGAACGACUAACAAGAGAAACGAGUCGACCUGAAUUUAGCAAGCUUCCUUUCCGGUUUGCAGAGAUAGCCAAGGUCAUUCUUGAUGUCGCUUCGGAUGACGUGCCGAAUGCAGACAAAAUCAAGUCUUUGCUGAAAGAUCUCCGCGAAGCUCGACAAGCCAAGAGUCGUGAUGGUUUGCAAAAGUUAGAUCACAGCGAACUCAGUUUGCCGAACCUGUGUUCUAUGGAAAUCAACGAGAUCCGACCUUUCUUCAUACAAGCCAUGGGAAUACUGACACAGCUUGUCAGAGAGCCUGCUGCUGAGUAGCGCCUAACUUCUUGCCCUCGGUCACGAAAAUGCACCUAUACUUAUCUUAUCUGUGUUUUCUUCAACAUUUUAGCUUAAUAUAUUCAAUCGUGCACGUCGUAUGGCAUUGGGACAGGCAGGGUGAAUGUCGAAACCUGUAGUCCAUCAACUCUGCGAGGGUGCACUUCAAGAUGGAAUUUACUUUCUCGCUUUUGCUAUGAGACCAACAGGGGGGCAGACCUUCCAUAGAUCGCCGCAAAACAAUGGCACACUAACUAGUCUAGAGAAACGUGAGGCGUCGCUGAACAGUGCACUGAUCAUACCACGAGAAGAUGACAAUGCAACGUACAUAGGAUCAGUCUAACUUAUUUCGUCUCGCUGCCAAUGUCGCGCUUCCACUAUCAACGGUUACCCUCGUGUGAGUCU
This is a messenger RNA of Suillus clintonianus, 963 nucleotides long. RefSeq lists its product as uncharacterized. Gene Ontology annotation, biological process: double-strand break repair via break-induced replication; DNA replication. The transcript has 5 exons. NCBI's taxonomy places the organism in Eukaryota, Fungi, Basidiomycota, Agaricomycetes, Boletales, Suillaceae. The coding region runs from base 1 to 558 and encodes 185 amino acids. Gene Ontology annotation, cellular component: GINS complex; nucleus. The record is from RefSeq and is a predicted model, not a curated record.